Molecule: messenger RNA, 792 nt
Organism: Phaeoacremonium minimum UCRPA7
Lineage: Eukaryota; Fungi; Ascomycota; Sordariomycetes; Togniniales; Togniniaceae
Exons: 2
Coding region: 1-792 (263 amino acids)
Source: RefSeq, a predicted model, not a curated record
AUGUCGCGAUUGGGAAUGAGGAUGAACACGCACGCCCUCGCAAAAUGCGCAGGCUGCUGGAAUAACACAGGGCUCACGGCUACCGGCAGAGCUUUCCCAAUCCCCGUGCGACAAGCAAUACGGCACGCCUCGACAACAACCCGUUCGAAGGCCAAGUCAGACACUGGAGCCGGCGAGGUGGCCGCAGUUCCCAAGAAGAAGAUCAGCACAAAGACAGCGACGACCGCCACAGCAACCAAGCGCCCCAGGAAGAAGGCUGAGACAACGGCCCCAAGCACGGCAGAGGAGGCUCCAGAACCGGUCAAGAAAACUACGCGGGCGGCGUCCACAAAGAGCACCGCAGCGUCAGUCAAGAAGAAGGCAGAGUCCGCAUCCACGACGGUGAAGGCAGCGGCCACAAAGGCCAAGGCCUCCGCUUCCACGGCCGCAUCGACAGCUAAGAAAGCAGCCUCAGCGUCUGCGACAACGCGCAAAACCUCCGCUGCGAGCAAGGCCGCGUCUGCGAAGUCAACAGAGCCCGUAGUCCCAGUCGAUUCGGAACGUCGCACAUUUGAAAACGCAGCGGACCCUGCAAAAUGGUCUCAGAGAUUCGAAGAGAAGGCAGCCACUAUGAAGCCGGUGGACAGGAAUAGUCCAGAGUACAAGAAGGCGGGCAGGAGCUGGCUCGGGCUGAUGGUCGGCCUGCCAUUCUUCAUCGUCACAUCAUACAUACUGUUCGAACGACGGAAACAACCGCCCCAUCGGCCACAGCCAAACGAGGUGGUGGAAGUCGAAAAAGAGAGCGUCGCAUAG